AUGGCCCCCACAGCUCUCAUCAUUUACUGGGCGUUGGGUGCAAUAAAGAAUAUCUACUUCCACCCGCUGAAAAGUAUACCAGGACCACUUCUGCCCCGAGCAAGCAACCUCUAUUAUUACUACUACAGCAUCUUCCAGGAUGGAGCACUCUCCCAGCGUCUCCCCAGUCUCCACCAAUACUAUGACUCCCCAGUAAUCAGAAUCGCUCCAAACCAUGUCCACAUUAACGAUGUGGACAUAUACCGCCAGCAAGUCCCCUCACACACUAUCUAUUCCAAUACUAACGUAUCCAGGGUAUAUUGCAACAAAACAAAAUUCCUGAAAUGGGACUUCUUCUACCAAUCAUCAGAAAAGGUCGAUUCAAUCGUGACGGUGACAGAUCCACACCGCCAUCAAAUCUAUCGGAGUCGGUUAGGUCCGCUGUUUUCCAUGCGAAGUAUUGACCAGUCGUCUUCGUUGAUUAUUGGGCAGUUUAUCAAAGCAGGGGACUCGAUGAUCAGACUGUCUGAAAAUGAAGAGAUGGUGGAUACUGGUGCUAUAUUUAAAGCUUUGGCGUUAGGAAUGACAGAGGAAUUGGUUGACUACGACAACGCAGAAAAAGACCUACUGCUAACUAGCCUCGAUACCGUGACUACUCGUAUACAACUAUGUCCCUACACAGUCCCGGGCCUUGUCCAACUCAAACAAAAAUGCAUCGAAAGUAUCUCUCGAUCUGUUGAGGCCAGAAACACCGGAAAAAACGCUAAACCCUCUCUGUUCGACAGUCUACUAGAUCUUUAUCCCGAAGAAGCAGUCGAUCCAGAGAAAAAUAGUAAUCGAUUAUAUGAUCAUGCUAUGGCUAUGAUAUUUGCCGGUAUCGAGAGUGUCGGGUAUACGUUCUCGGCUGCUAUAUUUUAUCUUCUUAGAUCUCCGGAUGUCUUGGGCAAGCUGAGGGAGGAGUUGGAGGGGUGUGAUGUGAAACUUAAGCGGGAGACGUUUGUUGAGGAUUUUGGAUGGCAUGUUUUGCUUCAGUUGCCCUAUUUGACUGCUGUGAUCAAAGAAACACUUCGCACCUUUCCAGUCGCACCUGGACCUCUUCCUAGAGUUGUUCCAUCAGAGGGUCUAUCAGUUGGCUCUCACGUUCUACCGGGUGGUACAAUAAUCUCUGCAACAAUCAACGGCUUUCAUAAGAAUCCCUCUAUCUUCCCGAAUCCAGACCAAUUCGAUCCAUCCCGAUGGCUGGACAAGAAUGAUAUGAUGGAAAAAGCCUUGACGCCGUUUAGUCGUGGGACUAGGGGGUGUAUUGGGAGGACGUUGGCUAUGAGAGAACUAUAUACUGGAAUUGCGUAUUUGGUUUCGAGAUGUGAUAUGGAACUGUCCGGGGAAUAUCCCGAUACCAUGGAGUUUAGUGACCAUGGUGUGGCGAAGCCUUUGAAGCCUGUUAUUGUUAGGAUAUAUCUGGCAGUGAAGAUUCUCCCCAACUCGAUAGAUCAAAUCUACCCAGUCUGCAGAAUUUCCCUUCCGGUCCUCUCUGAAUCAACAGGAAAUGCACAUAUCUAG
Messenger RNA from Aspergillus wentii DTO 134E9, 1539 nucleotides. Its product is annotated as cytochrome P450. NCBI's taxonomy places the organism in Eukaryota, Fungi, Ascomycota, Eurotiomycetes, Eurotiales, Aspergillaceae. The transcript has 9 exons. The record is from RefSeq and is a predicted model, not a curated record. Gene Ontology annotation, molecular function: oxidoreductase activity, acting on paired donors, with incorporation or reduction of molecular oxygen; monooxygenase activity; iron ion binding. Bases 1 to 1539 code for a protein of 512 amino acids.